Messenger RNA from Zygotorulaspora mrakii, 2229 nucleotides. RefSeq lists its product as uncharacterized. The transcript has a single exon. The record is from RefSeq and is a predicted model, not a curated record. Bases 1 to 2229 code for a protein of 742 amino acids. NCBI's taxonomy places the organism in Eukaryota, Fungi, Ascomycota, Saccharomycetes, Saccharomycetales, Saccharomycetaceae. Gene Ontology annotation, molecular function: protein binding.
AUGGCAUUCAUCAGAAAGAAAUCUAAACGAACUCAGAACUCAAGUGGCUCUGAUCUUUCAGAGCAAGCAAUGAAUGAUUCUGUGAGAGCCGCACAGAUUAUCUUUCAAAAACAUGCUUCUUCGCAAUCUAGUCUCAAUACACAUUCAACGGCGUCAUCUUCACAAACUCCAGGGUCUAUCAUUUCUCCACAGCCAAGGUACAAGAGAAACAAUUCAGCCUCUCAGGUCCAUCUUUCAACAAAUGAAAGAAGUUCCAACAACCAGAUAAGACGACCAAUUUUGUCGCCGGUCCAAACAAGCAAUUCACAUAACUCUAAAGUGCUGGAAAAUUCUGAAUCGGCUCAAGCAGCAGCUCAACUGGCGGCGGCUCAUUGGAGUCAAAUUGACGAGCGUGAAAGUAACACGCCCGUGAGAAACGUGGCUUCAAGGACGCACUUUGAGAAAGAUAAUGGAGGGGCUGGUAUAGAAUAUACUAGAGUACCGCCGCCACAAUCGUUUUCAAGUCAAUCAGUUAGUCAGGUGCAGCCUCCAUCUCAAAUCCAGACGCAGAACUCGCAUCAGACACAGUCCCAUUCAAAAUCACUACAACAGCAAGCUCAAUUCCUCCCCAGACCACAGCCCAAGCUGCGAUCUGUUUCUCCUAACUUAUCAGAAUCUUCGAACUUCCCCAAGAAUCCGAAACAUGGCUCAACGACAUCGAUAACCAAUUCAAAUUCGAACGCAUCGAAUACUGUUUUGAAUGGAUCAAGCUCCAAGCUUAAGGAAAACAGGGCGUUGCCUAGUCGUGUACCGCCACCAAAGAUAUAUUUCGAUAAGAAUAGUACAGAAGGCGCCAACGAAUAUGACUUUGGAGAGUUUGAUGAUAACAAUAAUGAUGAUAGCAAGACCGAGGAUAAUAGUGAUAUAGAAUCGAUAAAUUCAACGCCAAUAUCAAAUUCACUUUUGUCGAUGGUUACAGAUCGUUCAUCAUUUGAACGAGGUUUUGAAGAUGACGAAGACGAUGAUGACGAAGGUGAUGAAGAUGACGAUGAUGAUGACAAAGAAGAAGAAGAGGUUUAUGACGAUGAAGAUGCUGAUGUGCAGGGAAAAUAUAAUUCUGAUUACACUGACACACAUCAAAACAGUUCUAGCUCGUUUUCCCUGGCGACACCUGUAGAUGCUAAUUAUGAUUCAACGGCUGCUGCAGUAAGUGCAAACGCCGCUUACGGGAACAUGAACAAAGUUGAUCAUCCCACUGUGACUUACCAGGGUACUUUACCAGAUCUUAUACCCAAUCACACGAGGCAAUCGAGAAUGGGCAGGCUCAAGACAAAAAUUUUUGGGUCAAGAAGCAAGCAUAGGCUGGACCAGACUAACAAUCAACACUUGGGAAAAUCUAGUGUAACUUCUGAUGAGUAUGGCAGGCCGGUGGUCACUACCAACCAAAAUAUGAAGUUCAAGACCACUAUGAGAGGAAAAGAACACAGGUCUGCACAUGACAGAGUGUCAGAUAGUACAGACGAAAAAAAUCGCUUCGAAAGAUAUGGGGCAGGUGACGAUAUUGACUCAGAUGUUAGCUCUACUGAUUCAGAUAGCGAUUCAGUCGAACGAAACGAUGAGAAAAGAAGACGCAAAAGAACGUAUCGACUGAAAAGGCAUUUGAAGAAUACUGCAGCUGCUGUUCCAUAUACUCAUCAUCUUCAUCAUCACGACCAUCGUCAUAACCACAAAUCCCAACCCUUCAAUGAAGAUAAACCCUGGAAGUCCCAUAAUGACGUGGGUUUUGUAACACCACAGGAAAGAAAGAGGUACGAAGGAAUGUGGGUAAGUAAUAGAUGUCUGUACCUAGAGCUCUUGCCCUGGUGGGACUCAAUAAUGACCGGUAAAUCGGCUCCUAGUGUUCCAUUGCCAGAAGAUGGAUUGAUGCUCAACAUUGUUGUCAAAGAUAUAUGGGUCCGGUCGAAUUUACCAAGUGAUUUACUAUUUCAGAUAUAUGAUAAAGUCGAUACGAGACAAGACGGAACCCUCGAUCGGAAGUCGUUCAUCGUUGGUAUGUGGCUGGUAGAUCAAUGUUUAUACGGCCGUAAACUGCCCCGAGAGUUGAAUCAACAAGUCUGGGACAGCGUCGAUAGAUACAUUGUAAACGUCAUCAAUCCAGCUACUAUCAAACAUAUUGACAAGACCAAGAAGAAACAAAUGAAGCAAGAGAUAAAGAAUAUUAAAAGAGAAAUCAAAAACACUCAUCUGUAA